Ceratitis capitata (Mediterranean fruit fly) is the source of this 3015-nucleotide messenger RNA. Its product is annotated as ras-interacting protein RIP3. Bases 163 to 3015 code for a protein of 950 amino acids. Lineage: Eukaryota; Metazoa; Arthropoda; Insecta; Diptera; Tephritidae. The record is from RefSeq and is a predicted model, not a curated record. The transcript has 4 exons.
CAUGCGGUAAAUUUGGAUGAAAAUUUAUUUAACAUAAAUUAGAUCGUGAGAUCUGAGUAGCUCAUUUGGAUUUUACGACCACCUCAUCCUCUAAGGGAUUUCAUUCCAUUUGCAUAAUUAUGCAUUAGAUAACAGUGAAGGAGGCGAAAAGCAAAUGUGAAGAUGUUGCAGCGUACGAAGGCGGCGAGGAAUCGGAAAACUAGUGGACGAUGCAGUGAUGGAGAUUCCUCAGCAAAUGAGGCACCAGUUUUUGCCUCCGUGCAUCGACCACGACACAAUGGCUCGGCCACUAGAAGAGAAGUCCAGGCAAAAGCGACAGCAACUGGCGGUGGUGGGGGUGGCGUUGGUCCACAGCAACGACAGAGCUUUCAUCAGUAUCAGCAACAACGUAAAUUACAACAACAAUUGCAGCAGCAACAGCAACAACAACACCAGCAACAGCAAUCGAACGGCAAUGAAAACACGAGUGCCGCACCAAAGCACCCAAAAUCGAGUCGUAAUUGGAGUGAACAACAACAACAACAACAACAACAACAGCAAUUGCAGCGACAAUCAGCAAACUAUCAGCAGCAACAACAACUUACGGCACUCAAUACUGCAACGAAGCAAUCAUCAAUUGCGGUGGCAAUGCCGCAAUCAUUGGCGGCCGCUGAAGCAACAACAACAACAGCAGCAGCUGCAGGAGCGGCAGCCACCGAUAGCAACCAUGGCCAUAUGAGAAUGCAACAACAAAUCAAUACCAAUGGUGACAUGCAACGUGAUUUGUCGCCGACAAAGCCGAUCAGUCGUAUAACAGUGCAACAGCAACAGCAACAACCACAACCACAACAACAACACAAUUUUAAUCAAAUAUCCAAAACCGCUACAAAUCUAUUGAACGAUAUUUACGAGCGACAUCUCUUGAGUCAGACGACUUUUCGGGGCGAGCAGAGCCACGAGAGAUUGCAGCAACAGCAACAACAACACGCACAAAAAGUGCAACAGCAACAGAAACAGCAACAACAACACGCACAGAAAGUCCAGCAGCAACAGCCGCAUUUGCCGCAGAGACAUCAUCUACAGCAGCAGCAGCGUUUCUUGGUCGCACGUCAAAUGGGUGAGAAGGUGGAGCUGGAUUUUGCAAGUAACUCAGCGUGUCAACAACAACAACAUAAGCAGCUGCAACAAACUCAACAUACAUCGCCGAGACAUUUUUUAUCAGCCGGAGCGCAUCAAAUGUCGUCCGAACUGCAUGCCCCCAGCUUGCAGUACUCCGCACCGGAGACCGAGACCAACAUGUUGGCAACUUUCGUGCCCAUACAUGGCGCCAACAAGCAACAUGUUGCACAAAAACCCGUACACUUCCUAAAAUUGCCCCCACCACCAAUAGCGGCGCCACCACUACCAGCUCUGAAUUCAGCUGACUCCGCGGCUCCUUCGAAGUGCCGCAGCUAUGGAUCAUAUCAGCAACAUUUUCAGUUCUCCGAUGCCUACGUUGAACCCGUCGAUAGUCGAAAACAUUUUCUCCUGCAAUCGGAUGGAGAUACUACCUCGACGGCGAAUCCACCACCCCCGCCAGCGCCUUUCAAUCAUGUCUACGAAACAAUUAAGGAGCGGCCACCGAUGCCACCACCGAAGAAUAUGAGCGGUGGCGGCGACGAUGUAGCGCCACCAUUACCACCUUCGAGACAGCUGAGAAAACGUUUGGUCGCCGCCACAAAGUUGGCUGGUGGUAAUAAGCGUAUGACAACAACAGCAGCAGCAACAAACGCGAAUCCCAGCAAAUUGAAUGCCGUUCAGUUGGGCGAUGGCAGUGGAAAGCUCAAUAGUAAAUUGUUGCCGAUGCAACCGCCAGCAUAUGUGGCGCCACCAGCUGCUGCGGGUCGGAAGCAGGCAGAACAAAAGCUGCUGCAGCAACAACAACAAUAUAAUCCCCAGCAACGCACCAAAGCAGAUGGCGAGCAGCGUCCUUACCUCUAUCAGCAGUUGCGUGAGCAACAACAACAACAAACACAACAACAACAGCAGUCGCAUGCGACAAAGACACCAACUCAGCGUUCGCAUACGGAACAAAAGCACCAGCAGCAACAACAACUACAACAACGUCCAAAUAACACACAAAUACGCGAGCAUCCUUUGGGUGCCCAUGCGGACCAGCACAAUGCACAAAAGCCCCAUCAACAACAACACUUUGCUAAUACCAGCUUUGUUGGCCAACAAACGGGUGCCGGCCCGUCGGUCACAAAGGCUCCAGAAAUUAUGAUAGCCCAAUCGGCAAUCGCAUUAACCGCCACCAUGUCCACAACGAAAGCAACGGCGCAUGCCGGCGCAAUAGCCGAGCUCAACCCGCCGUGCGUCUCAUCCGCAGCCAUUGAUGUGUCUGAUAGCUCUGUGGAGUUGUUGUUGCAACAAGCCGGUUUACUGCAUUCGUAUGCUACCUCAUUAAUGGCGCACAACAGCGCCAAGAACAACAACAAGGCUGCAAAUACAACAACAUCUAAUAAUAAUACAACUAACCAAAUUGGCAUUGGUGGCAACAACAGCAACAACACACACCAUCAUCCGCGACCCACCGCCUUGCCAAUUGUUUUUGAAGAGGACACCGGCGAAUUUCAGGAUGUACUCGUCCUGGAAGAGGACGGCACGGCCAAACUACCAUAUCGACAUGGUAAGAUUGAAGUGCGUUUUGAGACGGCGCAGGCGAUGGCCGCGGCUGCUUAUUAUGCCAGCCUCAUUAAACAGUAUCCAGUUAUUAAGCCCGUCGCUAUGCUAAUGGAUAACCGGUAUAGAAGAAUAAGAUGUUUUGAUAUUUUCGCGUCCGGCUUCGGCCAUAGCUAUUUGGUCACGUUACACGCAAUCUCGUACAACCAUCCUGAGUCAGCUUCUCUGGUAAAAAACAGUUUGAGCAUGUACUUUGCCGUAGACAGAGGUAAGCCAGCAUCAUUUGCUAGUUCGUCCAGCAUGCAGUUGCCUGGGAAGUCCCUGUGUCCAGGUUCCCAGACAAUGGCAGUGCUACAUUUAGUUGAGAGUUUGUAG